AUGCUUUUAAGAACUUCUGAUAUUCGCGACCUAGGUCGGAUGAUGCGCAGUUUCAUGCCACUUUCUCCUUCAGACCGGCAAUCUUCAACAACUAUUUUCGUUCGCCCCGCACCUGACUCUUCUUUACCUGUGGGUCCUUCUUCUUCAGGAAGCAUAGCCGAUAUUACUGUUGCAAAUGAUUCCCCGUUCAGAUCUAUUAAAGACUUAGGAGAUUCUUCACCUACCACUGGCUGUGGCAACAUAAAACCCUCCGAAAAUUUGCCUCAAACUUGUGAUUUAUCCAAGAAAACCUUUGAGGUAUCCAAAAGUAUUGCAGAUACUCGCUUGCUGCUUGAGGAGUUGCAUGGCCACUGUGCUACCGCUGCUUCUCAGGUUGACAUUGAUGAGGAUGAGGACGGAGGUGCUGAUAUCGAUACUGCAUCAACAGCUUUCCGCCAAGGCCUCGUUGAAGAUGGUGGUAUUGGUUGUCUAGACUGGUUGGAAAAAGAGACGGAGUUUUUGCCAUCGACCGGUGAUGAAUAUGGUGAUCUGGCACUGUCGGCUAGUCAUGAUGCAAUACUAAUUACAGAACACGAUCCAAAUCUAAAUUAUGUAUGGCCACAUGUCGAAGAUAUCUAG
Protopolystoma xenopodis is the source of this 618-nucleotide messenger RNA. NCBI's taxonomy places the organism in Eukaryota, Metazoa, Platyhelminthes, Monogenea, Polystomatidea, Polystomatidae. The record is from the annotation of a GenBank genome assembly.